This is a messenger RNA of Emiliania huxleyi CCMP1516, 3769 nucleotides long. RefSeq lists its product as hypothetical. Gene Ontology annotation, cellular component: actin cytoskeleton; myosin complex; cytoplasm. Lineage: Eukaryota; Haptophyta; Isochrysidales; Noelaerhabdaceae. Gene Ontology annotation, molecular function: ATP binding; actin filament binding; microfilament motor activity. The record is from RefSeq and is a predicted model, not a curated record. Bases 68 to 3769 code for a protein of 1233 amino acids. The transcript is spliced from 20 exons. Gene Ontology annotation, biological process: vesicle transport along actin filament; actin filament organization.
GGCGCUCGGCCAGUGUUGCGGAGCAGCCCUGGCCGAGCUGCGCAGCGAGAACAUACACGCACACAUUAUGGACGACAAGCCACUGCUCGAUGACCUCGUCAAUCUGAUUCGGUUGGACGAGGAGUCGAUCCUCGACUCGCUCCGCGCCCGCUUCGACCGGGACCUGCCAUACACGCUCUGCGGCCAGAUUUGCGUGAGCGUCAACCCGUUCAAGUGGCUGCCGCUCUACACGGACGAAAGGGUCAAGGAGUACGCGGCAGCGGACAACCCCUUCUCGGAGCUGCCGCCCCACCUGUACGCCAUCGCCCACGCCGCGCACCGGCGCCUCGUCGCCGCGCUCGAGGCCGGCACGCCGCCGUCGCAGUCGGUGCUCGUCUCCGGCGAGUCGGGAGCAGGCAAGACCGAGGCCACAAAGAUCAUGCUGCGCUACCUCGCCGCGGUCAACUCGGUCCACACAACCUCCUUCUCGACGCGCAUGUUCGGCGCCGCCGCAGCCGCCCCAGCCGACGGGACCCUCUCCGGCCUCACCGAGCGCGUCCUCCGCUCGUCCCCCGUCCUCGAGUCGUUUGGAAACGCGCAGACGCUCCGCAACCACAACUCGUCUCGCUUCGGCAAGUUCCUCAAGCUCAUGUACGGCUCGGACGGCGAGCAAGAGAGCGCCGCCAUCUCGUCCUACCUGCUCGAGCGGUCGCGCGUGGUGAGGCCGCCGGCGGGCGAGGCGAACUACCACGUCCUCUACCAGUUCGCGGGCGGCUGCGAGCCCGAGGCGCCGCCAGAGGGUCGCGGCCCAGCCCGAAGAGGACACGCGCGCGAGGCGCUCGAGGUGCUGUCGACAGAGGCGUACGGCUCCGCGCUGCCGGCGGGGUCGGGGCGGAUGAAGGAGGGGGACGGGCUCCACCGGCCAGAGGCGUGGAAGGAGACAGUGGUUGGCUUCGGGCCGGAGGAGGUCCAGACGCUGCGGCGGAUGCUGUCUGCGGUGCUGCACCUCACCUCGCUCGCCUUCGACGAGGCGACGGGAGGAGGGCGGGGCGGCGGGCGGCGGGCGGGACACGCGGAGGACUCGCACGGGCAGCGGGCGGCGGCUGUGCGCGACACUGCGGCGAGCGGGCGAGCGGCGCGGUGCCUGCAGGUGCCGCAGACUGCGCUCGAGGAGGGCCUCACCUCCCGCACCACGAUCGUCGGCGGCGAGACGCUCGUCAAGGCACUCGACGCAGUGCAAGCCGCCGACGCGGCCGACGCCCUCGCCAAGGCGGUCUACGGCCGCAUGUUCGAGUCGAUCGUCGCGCGGAUCAACCAGCUGGUUGGCGGCAAGGAGGGGGAGCUGCCCUUCAUCGGCAUCCUCGACAUCUUUGGCUUCGAGGCCUUCGAGACAAACUCCUUCGAGCAGCUCUGCAUCAACUUCGCAAACGAGAUGCUGCAGGCGCAGUUCAACGCCGACACCUUCCGCUUCCAGCAGGCCGAGUACGAGGCGGAGGGCGUGCCGUGGCAGCACAUCGAGUACGAGGACAACACGGCGAUCAUCGAGCUGCUCGCGGCGCGUCGGGUGGGCGCCUUUGCGCUGCUCGACGAGGAGUGCCGCCUGCAGACCGGCACGGCCGGCCAGGGAGGAGGCUCGCUGUGGACGGCCGACUCCUUCAUCGAGAAGCUCGCGCGGUCGCGGCCCGCCGGCGACGAGCUCUUCUCUGUCCCAAAGCUGAAGCGCGCCAAGGGCGGCGCCGAGUUCAGCAUCAAGCACUACGCCGGCCUAGUGACGUACGAGACCUCCCUCUUCAUCGUCAAGAACACGGACCCGCUGCUGCCGGAGCUGAGCGAGCUGAUGGGCAACUCCGAGUGCGCGCCGCUCGCCGCGCUGUUCCCGCCCGACGCGAAGAAGGAGAGCGGCGCGAAGAGCCGCGCGCUCUUCUCGACGACGGUUGGCACACGCUUCAAGGAGCAGCUCGGCUCGCUGAUGAGCGCAAUCCAGGCGACGCACGUCCACUACGUCCGCUGCGUCAAGCCGAACCCGAAGAGCGUCUCCGCAGAGUUCGACAAUGCACUCGUCGCCGAGCAGCUGCGCUGCGCGGGCGCGCUCGACGCGCCCCCGCCUACCGCCGGCAUGCUCGAGGCGAUCCGCAUCUCGCGCGCGGCGUACCCGCACCGCCUGCCCUGCGGCGCCUUCCUGCAGCUCUUUGGCGGGCUCGCCGGCGCGGCGGCCGCCAAGGGCGCCACCCCCGUCGACAGGGCGGGCUCGUCCAGGACACGAGCCACCCCCGUCGACAGGGCGGGCUCGGCGGCGGCGGCGCUGCUCCCCGACGGCGGCUACUGCGUUGGGAAGACAAAGGUCUUUCUGCGGCCAGGCGUCAUGCCCAGGCUCGAGGCGCGGCGCACCGUGCGGCGCGCGAUGGCCGUCAUCGCGCUGCAGACAGCCUUCCGCGGCCAGCGCGCGCGAAAGGCGCAUAAGGCCACGCUGCGCGCGACCGCCGCCGUGCAGAUGGCGGUGCGCCGCUGGAUUGCGCGGCGGCGGGCGCGGAUCCGCUGGGCGGCAGUGUUGUGCGUGCAGCGCUUCUGCCGCGGCCGCCUCGCCCGCCUGCGCACGAAGACGCUCCGGCGGGACCGCGGCGUCGUGCUCGUCCAGAGCGUGCAGCGGGGCCGCGCCGCUCGACGCCACUUCGAGCGGCAGCGCGGCGCGGCGGUGACGAUACAGGCGGUAGCGCGGCGCAAGCGCGCCUCGCGGGUGGUGAAGAAGGCGGUAGAGAAGGCGCGUGUCAAGCGUUCGUACGAGGGGCAGAUAGCAGAGGCGCGCGAGCGGCUGCGCGCCGAGGCGGAGGAGAAGGCGUCUGUCGAGGCGGAGAAGGCGCGGGGCCGAGACACCCUCUCCCUUGCUCGCCCGCCACGCCCUCGCCACGCCGCGCGACUCGAGUCGGAGCGCGCGCAGCUCGAGGGCAAGGCGAGCAACCUCGAGGAGGCGCUCAAGGCGCAAAAGACGGAGCACGCAAAGGAGCUCUCGCAGCUGCUCGACGGGCAGGAGAAGGAGCUCAUUACGUUGCGAGAGCAGGCGCUGACUCUCCCCGAGCCGCUUCAGAGACACAUCCUCUGCGACACGUCCGAUCGGACGCUCUCUGAAACCGGCUCGCACCGCACGUCGCAAGCCCUCGACGCGACCAAGGCGGCGCUCGCCGCUGAGGGAGAGCGGCGCGGCGCCGAGGAGAGGAGGGCGGAGGGGCUCGCGCUGCAGCUCAACAUGGAGCGCGCGUCCCACCAAAAGACAGGGCGCGCGCUCGAGGAAGAGCGCGCCGCCGCCGCGAGCGCGCGGAAGCAGCUCUCGGCGGCGCAGCAGCAGCCGCGCGACGGCCCCAGCGCCGACGUUGGUCGGGCGGAGGUGAGCAAGGAGGCGGCGCGGCAGUACGAGGAGAAGCUGGAGGCGCUGCAGGCGGACGCGGACGUGUCCACGGCGCAGGCGCGGGAGACGCAGGCCAAGUCGAAGCUCGCCCACGCGACGGCGGAGCGGCAAAAGGACAAGGCGAAGCUCGACCGCACCCUCGACUCGCUGCGGAUGAAGCGCCACACGACACCACACACAGACACGACACACGCGCGCUUCCACAUCCUCCCUUCCUUCUUGAUACGCCAGGGCGAGGUGCUCAAGCGCGACCAGUGGCUAAAGAAGGCGAAGGACAUCAUCACCGAGUACCAGAAGCGCACCCUCACCAUGAUGCAGCCCGGUCAGCCCGCCGUCGACCCCCCCUCCUCGCCCUACCGGAACCAGACGCCACGCCAGACGCCUCGGUGA